AUGAUAAUUAAUAGAUCCAACAAAAGUACUCUUCCUGUUACUGUUGAUGCUCAUGGAAACGUGGUCUUUGACUCCAUCGUGAGACAGAAUAAUAAGAUUGUUUACUCUCACCACAAGGAUCUUAUUCCCAAGUUUCUUAAGAACGAAGGUGACUUGGAUCACAAGGAACUAGAGGAGAAGCAGAUACAAGAGACUUAUGAGGAAACAAAAGCUGCCAUUGAGAAGAUUCUGAACGUAGCAACAAAUCAAUCGAGUACUACUGACUCAAAGUACAUAAAGUAUAAGCCAUCUUUGUCCCAUGAAUCUAAAGAGAGGAUUGUAAGGUUGGUGGAGAAGCAUGUGGAUCCACUUGAACCACCAAAGUUCAAGCACACGAGAGUUCCAAGGGCUUGUGGUUCUCCUCCUGUUCCGGUCUUGCAUUCGCCUACUAGGCCUGUUACUGUCAAGGACAAACAAGACUGGAACAUCCCUCCUUGUAUCUCCAACUCGAAAAACGCUAAAGGGUAUGUAAUCCCUCUUGACAAACGUCUUGCCGCUGAUGGGAGAGGCCUAGAAGAUGUUGAGAUCAGUGAUGGCUUUGCCAAGUUAUCAGAAGCGUUCUCUGUAGCUGAGCCGAAAGCUAGGGAGGCUGUUUCAUUGCGGUUAAAGGUAAACAAGGAGGUGGAGAUGGUGGAGAAGGAAAGAAAAGAGCAGGAGUUGAGGGCUAUCGCCCAAAAGGCUCGGACGGAGGCUGCUGCGAGUGUUGACACAAGAGACCGUAAGAGGGAAACAGAGGAGAGGGAGAAGAUUCGAGAAGAGCGUCGUAGGGAAAUAUGGUUGGAAGCUUCCGGGGGAAAGAAGAGAAAGAUCACAAGGGACAGAGAUCGAGAUAUCAGCGAGAAGGUUGCACUUGGAAUGGCAUCUAGUGGAUGCAGAGGUGGUGAAGUUAUGUAUGAUCAAAGGUCAUUUGACCAAGAGCAGGGGAUGGACUCUGGUUUUGCCGUUGAUGACCAAUACAACGUGUAUGACAAGGGAUUGUUCACUGCGCAACACGCUCUGUCGACGAUGUACAAGCCAAAGAAGGAUAUGGAUAAUGAAAUGAAUGGGAAUGCAGACGAGCAGCUCCAUAAGCUCAACAACACUAAGAGGUUUAAACCAGACAAAGCUUUGGGGAAGAGACAAGGACCUGUUGAGUUUGACAAGGAAGCUGAGGAAGAUCUUUUUGGUCUUGCACAGUGGGUGUGUGAUUUGAAUAAUGGUGAGAAACCGGAGGAACUAUGA
Molecule: messenger RNA, 1260 nt
Organism: Arabis nemorensis
Lineage: Eukaryota; Viridiplantae; Streptophyta; Magnoliopsida; Brassicales; Brassicaceae
Source: the annotation of a GenBank genome assembly